CUCUGAGGAACCCGACGGACUCGGCUCAUCAGCCAUUGAUGCGCUCGGUCCGUCUGCAGGCGGACGACUCCUCACCGGUUCAUCCAUACCUGCGCUUGUUUUCUGGAGUGCGCGCCGGCGCCAUGGUGUCCCACUCGCUCGCCCUGCCCAUGAUCUGCUUCACCACGCUGUGGGCGCUCGUGGGCGUCGUGGCCCCGUUUCUGGUGCCCAAAGGACCCAACCGGGGUGUGAUCGUCACCAGUCUCAUCCUCACAGCCGUCUGCUGCUACCUGUUCUGGUUGGUCGCCAUCCUGGCCCAGGCCAACCCUCUGUUCGGCCCGCAGCUGAAGAACGAGACGAUAUGGUAUCUGCGCUACUUCUGGGAGUAAACGAGGUCUGUACGAUGUGAUGGCUCCUGUGGUCCCUACACCGCCUGGUGGUUUCGCUGGACUCGACCAUUUCAUCCCCCCCCCCCCCCCCCCCCGCACACACACAUCUCCGCAUUUUAUUUAUUGACAUUUUUUAAACUCAGAAACUCAGAAGUCAACUCAGAAGUCACUGUUGCAGCCGUGGCGAAUAUUAAGGAUACUGUGGAGUUUGUGUAGUGUAAGACUCAACCGUUUAGUCGGGACAGAUAUUUGUGAGUUGGUGGCGGGACACCGGUGAAACCAUGACGUCACCUGUUAGGAGCAGAUAUGAAACUUCCCCCUCUGUAAUGUGCAAUCCUGAAAUACUUCACUUUGGUCUGGUUUUUUGUUUACAUUUUCGUUUUGUGUCGCCGCCGUCACAUAACAUGAAUUUAUGAGUGUUUGUAUUUAUUCUUGUUAUAUAAUUGUGAUUAUCUGUGUGAUGUAAUGCUUGUGCGUGAAUGUGUGUGUGUGUGUGUGAAGAGUUCUUUACUGUGAUUGUUUGGGCUGCCGCCAUGAGACCCCCCCCCCCCCCCCCCCCCAAAAAAGUGAAGAGCGAUUCCCUCCACUUUAGACCACUUCAGCACGAAAAACUCCCUCCCACAUUCCCCUCAUGCUCGACACCGCAGAGGGUCCUCGUUGCCAUGGUGAUCUGGUCGCACAAUUCAUUCCUGCUCCCCUCGACCCCCCCCCCCCCUUUUUUUUGCUCACCCUUGUGACUACAGAUGUGCUGUAGGUUGAACUGUAGUAUGCGUUUUGUUAGUUUUUUCAUUGUCGUGUCCAAUGUAUAUUUUAUUUUCAUGACCCAUUUCAAGCCUCUCAAACAGCAGCUUCACCAAAUUCCACACUUAAACUUCACCUCAUAUUCUUUUGGGGGUUUGCAGCUCUUCCAGGCACAGUGACCCCCCCAGAGGAAGAAAAAAACAGUCAUUUUUAAAGACAUUUCCACUGGCUGGAUUUUUGGUCUAAGGGCGACGAAUCAGAUCACAGUAAAUGUUUGUUUUUCAAAAAACGCUUUGUUCUAACCAAGUCGCAGGAAAUAAUAGAAAAAAUUGUGGCUCGCGAACGGUGAGUUACGGUGUGUUCACACUGCCACCGACUGGAAAAGGUGCAGGGGUCAAGGUCGUCUCCAUGCCGACCGUCGGCCCCUCCGUCAGUGCAUUUCCUUCCUGGCACUGACACGAUUGGCUGUUUUCCCGCUUCAUGGCGUUCUGAACGUAUACAGUUCACCGGAUGAUGAGGAGAUGUUCAUCGGCAUAUACUGUAUGUACGAGGCCCCUUCCUUAUUUGCCGUGAACAAGAUGCUGGCGUGUGACACACCUGUCUCGUCGGCUGCCGACCAUCACCACAACUACACCUCCCUCCCUUCCAAGCCCCCCCAACUCCAAACCUUAGAGCCCCUCCCACCCCCCCACCCUUCCUUCCCUUCUCUAAAACCACUUUGCUUCAGCCAAAAAAGAAAAAAAAAUCUAAAUCAAUAUACAGCUACUUUUUAGAAAGACCAAAUUGCGUUGUAUCUUUUCCUCCAGCCCUCUUAUGGUAGUUGUGGUGGUGGUGGCAUGCAUCUCAAAGUGAAUGCAACGGGUUGUUGCGACAGUGGGGACGCUCGUCAAAUAGAGCGUGACCACAUCCGAUGUUGUCUACGAGGCCAGGACUCUGUCGCUGGUACUCAGUUUUAAUGGUGGAUUGGGAAAGUCCGUCCGAUUGCCUUUUCCCGAACCACUUUUCCUUGACCUCAGUGGAAAAACGUCAUGAGGGUCAAGGAAAGGUGUAAAGGAGGAUUCAUUGGACUUGGGGAAAGCCGACACCGCUGCUCAGAGAAUGGCAUCAGAUGGAAAAAGCUUUGUGGGCAACGGUAGCUUUCUUCUUCUUCUUCUACUACUACUUCGUAUUGAAGCACCCUUCCUAAGCAUUUACGGAAUCCAAAUAUCACGGCUGCCGAUGAAAUACUUCCGGGUCACGUCACUCAGUCAGGAACCUUCCUCAGCAAAAUGUACUUGGUCGUAGACAACAGUCACAUGCACUUAGAAGAAGCUUAUUCGUUGGACAGGUUAGAAAUGUUCCUUCCUGCAGAGAACGCUGUUUGCUCUCGCCUCAUUUCCUUCUGUCAGGCCUUCAAACCAUUAACUGCUGACUGUUUUUUUUGGGGGGGGGGGGGAUUUGUUUCCUGCUGUGGACUUGAGUCACUUUACCAAUCCCACUCGGUACUGAAACGUGUCACGAUUAGCGCCUGUAGGGACGUAGAGUCGCGUUUUAUCGGUGUCCGCGAAUCAUCCGACGGCAAAUCAGUUCAGUUCUCUUGAAAAACCAGCUGCUGUUUUUAUCGGUCAUAUUAUUCCUGGCAAACGUAGAGGGAGAUGAAGAGUGAUGUUUCUUUUUGUGUGUGUGUGUGUUAAGAGUCACCAUGGUAACAAAAACCUACUAAAUCACAGAUGUAAUUGUCGGUGGACAUGAGCUCCUACUCGUGACCUUGUGUAGUAAAUGAUCCUGUGUGAGCGGCUCUGUACGUGAAAACCUCCAAUAAAAGAAACUCUGUGUAACACA
Scophthalmus maximus (turbot) is the source of this 2930-nucleotide messenger RNA. It is a transcript of the gene atp6v0e2, whose product is annotated as ATPase H+ transporting V0 subunit e2. Gene Ontology annotation, biological process: proton transmembrane transport. Gene Ontology annotation, cellular component: proton-transporting V-type ATPase, V0 domain. Gene Ontology annotation, molecular function: proton-transporting ATPase activity, rotational mechanism. The record is from RefSeq and is a predicted model, not a curated record. The transcript is spliced from 4 exons. Bases 39 to 368 code for a protein of 109 amino acids. Lineage: Eukaryota; Metazoa; Chordata; Actinopteri; Pleuronectiformes; Scophthalmidae.